UUCACUUGUCCUAAGUCCUAACCAGUAGCAGAGCAACUCACACUGAUCCACUCUCUCCCGUUCUCGCAAUGGCGGCAUCCUGUCUGCUCGGCCUUCUGCUCAUCGCGUGCGUAGUCACCGCCGGCGGCGACGACGUGGCGACUCUUCCCCACCUCCAGCUUCCGGGCACCCCCGACCCGAGCCGUGGACACUGGUCCGACGCGCCGACGCCGCAGGGGCAGCUCACGGACAUCAUGUCCACGAGCGGCUGCGGGAGGUUCGCGGCCCUCGUCGCCGCGACUCCCAACGCCAGCGACGUCUUCCAGCAGCGCCUCAUACCGGGCGGCGGAGGGCUCACUCUCUUCUGCCCCGACGACAAGGCCGUCGCCGCCGUCGAGCCCACUUUCCGCGCUCUCGCCGACGUCGACCGGGUCGCCGUGCUGCUGCACCACGGCGCCGCAGGGCUCUACGGCCCGGCGCGGCUCGCCGGCUUCGCGUGGGUGGGCGUGCCCACGCUGGCCGUCGCCGACGCGGCCACCAACGAGAUGCAGACCGUCCUCGUCCGCGACUGCUGCGACAGGAUGAGGCUGUGCCUGUCGUCAAUGUGGCCACGGGCCGGCAAGGCCACGGUUACGAAGACGGUCUCCUCGGAGGAGCCCCCCCUCGUCCUUUACGUCGUGGACGCCGUGCUGCUGCGAGAGAAGCUGGAUGGAGGAGAGGAGAAGGCGGCGGCGCAAGGUGCCGGUGGGUAUCUUGGUUGGCUGCAAUGGCAGUACUGCGGCAACCUGCCCCGGUUGGUGCUGUGGUGGGUCUCGGGCGUCGCAGGCUCCCUGAUCGGAACAUGGAUGGUUAGCCGCGGGAUCUAGGAUGCAGGGAUGAAAGAGGAAGGCCGGCGGAGGAGAAUAAGCACGCUCGAGUCUUAAGUUGUGUUUAGUUGCAUCUUGCAUGGUACUCUAGUGCUGGAUCCGUGAGUUAUGUUGUUCCUCUGUGUUGCCUCGAUCAGCAUAUUUCUUCGAGCGAUCUUGUCUGGUGUGCGAGUCCAUCACCCAUCUAUAAUUCUGCAAUAUUCUUGCUUUCUGUUGUUUCUGUUGUCGUGAAAAAGGAUGUAGCUAGUAUCCGAGCGAUCUGAACUCCUUUUCUCUAUGACACUGAAGUGAGCAGUCUGCAAAUCCUUGUAUGAAGCAAAUUAACAGUAGUAGCCAAUCAAAACAAGCUUCUUGUCU
Messenger RNA from Lolium perenne, 1202 nucleotides. RefSeq names its product fasciclin-like arabinogalactan protein 1. Gene Ontology annotation, cellular component: plasma membrane. The record is from RefSeq and is a predicted model, not a curated record. Lineage: Eukaryota; Viridiplantae; Streptophyta; Magnoliopsida; Poales; Poaceae. Gene Ontology annotation, biological process: plant-type secondary cell wall biogenesis.